Messenger RNA from Emericellopsis cladophorae, 1725 nucleotides. RefSeq lists its product as uncharacterized. Gene Ontology annotation, molecular function: hydrolase activity, hydrolyzing O-glycosyl compounds. Gene Ontology annotation, biological process: carbohydrate metabolic process. Bases 1 to 1725 code for a protein of 574 amino acids. The transcript has 2 exons. The record is from RefSeq and is a predicted model, not a curated record. Lineage: Eukaryota; Fungi; Ascomycota; Sordariomycetes; Hypocreales; Bionectriaceae.
AUGAAGUUGCUCAGUCUCAACCUGGGACUUUUGGCCUCCAUUGGCGCACAAAUUUGCACUGCUGCUGAGGCUGAUAAUUCUUCCUACUACAACCCCGUUCUUCCUGGUUGGCACUCUGACCCGUCUUGUACGCGAGUGGAUGACACCUUUUACUGUGUCACUUCCACCUUCAUCUCUUUCCCCGGCCUUCCGAUUUACGCGUCGAAAGAUCUCAUCAACUGGCGGCUCAUCAGCCAUGCCUGGAAUCGUGGGGCUCAGCUGCCCGGCGUGAGCUGGGACACCGAUGAGCAGCAGCAGGGCAUGUACGCGGCCACCAUCCGGCAUCGUGACGGAGAAUUCUUUGUCAUCUGCGAAUACCUCGGCGUUCCUGGUGGCAUCAUUGGCGUUGUCUUCCGCACGACAGACCCGUUCAGCGAUGAGUCGUGGAGCGAUCCUGUUCGAUUUGCUACGGAUCGUAUCGACCCCGACCUCUUCUGGGAUGACGACGGCAAGGUUUACGUCGCGACGCAGGGCAUUCUGCUCCAAGAGUUCGAUCUUGAGACGGGACAGCUCAGCCAACCUCCGGUCUCUAUCUGGAACGGAACCGGCGGUGUCUGGCCUGAAGGUGCGCACAUUUACAAACGAGAUGGAUGGUACUAUGUGAUGAUCGCUGAGGGCGGUACAGCGACUGACCACGCCAUCACCAUUGCUCGUGCCAAGGACAUCUGGGGUCCGUAUGACCCUUACGAGAAUAACCCUAUCCUGACGAACCGUGGCACCGAUCAAUACUUCCAGACUGUCGGCCAUGGUGACCUCUUCACGGACACGUAUGGCAACUGGUGGGGUCUCUGUCUCGCGACCCGUUCCGGUCCGGAGUACAAGCACUACCCCAUGGGCCGUGAAGCAGUGCUCUUCCCGGCUACUUGGCAGGAGGGCGAAUGGCCCAUCCUCCAGCCUGUCCGUGGGGAGAUGUCCGGAUGGCCUCUUCCGAUCGAGACGCGCGACGUGCCAGGAGAUGGGCCUUUCAAUGAUGAUGCUGACGCUUACGAAUUUAACGCUGACUCUGCUAUCCCCAAGCAUUUUGUAUACUGGCGGGUGCCACGCGAGGGAAGCUUUAGCACCACCGAUGCUGGUUUGGAGAUUGUUCCUAGUCGCAACAAUUUGACGGGCAUUCCCUUCAGCAAAACCCAUAUCGAGCUGUCGGGCCAGCGUGGACUGUCCUUUAUUGGAAGACGUCAGACACACACACUAUUCCACUUUAGCGUUGACGUCUUGUUCUCUCCCGAGGAAGUCGGGCAAGAAGCUGGUGUCACAGUCUUCCUCACGCAGCUCAAUCACAUUGACAUUGGUCUUGUGCUCCUCGACUCUGGGCUCUCUCUCCGGUUCCGCGCCACCGGCACCAAUGAGGAUGAGACCCCCGAGCCAAAAAUUGUGCCCGUACCAGAAGACUGGACAGACGCGCCAGUUAGACUGCACAUCCAUGCGGAGAAUUCCGAGACAUAUCGCCUUGCUGUCUCCCAGGGUUGCAAAAAACCCAUCACCAUUGCGACUGCGUCCUCGGCCUUGGUUAGUGGUGGCAGUGGCUCGUUUGUGGGAAGUCUUCUCGGUGCCUAUGCUACCUGCAAUGGAGCUGGCAGCGGUGUCCAGUGUCCUGAUGGUGGUGUACCAACCUUCCAGCGGUGGAGAUAUAGGCCAAUUGCCCAGUUCAUUGCGGAGGACGAGGCUGUUCCAGCGGAGGACGAUUAA